CAGUAUUUCCCCGGAGAAUUACUGUGUAGGGGUGUUGUAUCGGACACGGAGACAGACAGGAUGUGGAGCUGAAAGAAAGAAGGCGGAGAAUAGUUGAAAGUCGCUGGAAACAUUGUCGCAAAAUCCGAAAGGAUUGCAAUGGAAUGAUGCCCUUUAUUUAGGAAAAACUAACAACGAAAGGCUUGGGAUUUCCGAACGUGCCACCGUGCUGAUGCCGUGGUGACUGAUGGGGAAUGUUUUACCUGUCAUUACUCCUUUUGUCUCCAUGGAUAGGACCUCAGCAAGCCUAGAGGAAUGUGGAUGAAGAGUGAUCCGGCCUCCAACAUAAAGUUAUCCCUCCACUGAACCAAAUAGAGCUGUUUAUACACAAAGAAUUUAGCCUAACAACUGGCUGUCACCAUAAUGAUACCUUGGCUGGUCUGGGUGUGCCUGGCACUGAUAGGGGUGAUGAGCUGCCACGCCCACAGUCUGUUUACCUGUGAACCCAUCAAGGUGCAUCGCUGCCUGGGGAUGCUCUACAACAUGACCUUCUUCCCCAACAUGAUGGAGCACUAUGACCAGGACAUAGCAGCCAGCAGGAUGGAGCCCUUCAUGCCGCUGGUCAACCUGCGCUGCUCUCCAGACGUACAUCACUUCCUGUGUCAGGCCUUUAUCCCAGCAUGCACUGAGGACACCAAAGUGAUCCGGCCAUGUCGUGACCUGUGUGAGAAAGUGAGGUCAGACUGCAGGAAGGACAUCGGUACCUUCGGCAUCACCUGGCCUCUGGAGCUGCAGUGCGACAGAUUGGAGUAUUGCCUCUACUCUGCAGAUGGCUCAGCCCUGCCACCAACCAGACUGACCACACCCAAGACCUCUCUGUCUGCCAAGAGGGACAUGGGCUUCUGGUGCCCCCUUCAGCUGAAGACUCGGCCCGGCCAGGGAGCCACGUUCCUGGGUGCCGGGGACUGCGCUCCCCCUUGCUCCAACAUGUACUUCAAGCCCCAUGAGAUCGAGUUCGCCAAGACCUUCAUCGGGGUGUGCUCCAUCGUCUGCCUCUGCGCCACGCUCUUCACCUUUCUCACCUUCCUCAUCGAUGUCAAACGCUUCCGCUACCCCGAACGGCCAAUCAUCUUCUACGCCGUGUGCUACAGCUUCGUGUCGCUCAUCUACUUCAUUGGCUUCCUGCUGGGGAACAAUGCAUCCUGCAACAAGGCGGUGCACCCGGCUGCCAUGGACACGGUGGUGCUGGGCUCCCAGAGUAAAGGCUGUACGUUACUCUUCAUGCUACUCUACUUCUUCUCCCUGGCCGGCAUCGUCUGGUGGGUCAUCCUCACCAUCACCUGGUUCCUGGCCGCCGGACCCAAGUGGAGCUGCGAGGCCAUCGAGAAGAAGGCGGUGUGGUUCCACUCUGUCGCCUGGGGGAUCCCCGGGGCACUAACUGUCAUGCUACUGGCUCUCAACAAGGUGGAGGGAGAUAACAUCAGCGGGGUGUGCUUUGUGGGGCUCUAUGAUCUGGACACGCUGAGGUACUUUGUGCUGGCGCCGCUGUGUAUCGGGGUGGUGGUGGGGCUGUCUCUGCUCCUGGCUGGGAUCGUGUCGCUCAACAACGUGCGUCAGGUGAUCCAGCACGAUGAGAGGAACCAGGAGAAGCUGAAGAAGUUUAUGAUCCGUAUUGGGGUGUUCAGUGGUCUGUACCUGGUGCCACUGGUCACUCUGCAGGGGUGUUAUAUCUAUGAACAGAGCCAGCGCUCCACCUGGGAAAACACCUGGAUCAAUGACCGUUGCCAGGAGUACAGCAUUCCCUGCUCACACAAGACUACAGAGUCUGGUCGUCCAGACCUGUCCCUAUUCCUGAUUAAAUACCUGAUGACCCUGGUGGUUGGGAUCUCAGCUGUGUUCUGGGUCAGUAGCAAGAAGACCUGCUCAGAAUGGGCCUUCUUCUUCAACAGGACCAGGAAGAAAGACCCCAUUAGUGAGAGCCGCAGAGUUCUCCAGGAAUCCUGUGAGUUCUUCCUCAAACACAACAGCCGUGUCCAGCACAAGAAGAACCACUACAACCCCGGCUCCCACAAACUCAAGGUCAUCUCCAAGUCCAUGGGCACCAGCACCGGUGCCUCAGCCACAGGCAACCACGGCACCUCAGCAGUGGACAACCAUGAGGCCAUCCGGGGCCAGGCUUCUUUCUCUGAGGUCAGAGGCUUAUCUGAGGCCUCUGCCAGGGAGCAGCUGGAGAGGGGCAGCUCCACCCGUGGCUCCAGGCUGGGGGAGAGGGACAGGGAGAGGCAGCCCAUUGGACAGGCCCUGUCUGGAGGGAGAGAGGGGGCAGAGAGACGUAGUAAGAAGGGCAGCUCCAGCAAGGUUAGCAGCUGCUCAGAGAGCUUCCACAGAGUCCCAGAGGGAAGGAUAACUCCCAGGAGUGAACUAUCAGAGACGAGACAGGUGCCCAGUGGACAGCACCUGGCUUUAAGCCACUCCCACAGCGGCAGUGCGAAAGGCUCCGUCCCUCACCUGGUUCGCCAGUUACCAGAGGAGAAAAGGGAGGACAGCAGCUGCUGAGCCCAAUCAACAGGCUCCUAUGAUACUUAACACCAACAGAGAUGGGUAACUCUGGUCCUCAGGGGCUGGACUGAGUGUCUGCUGGUUUUUGUUCUUACUUUCAAAUGAGCAACUGAUUUAGCCUGUCAUACCAUACCGGAUGUGUACACUCUCAGAACAAUCAGUGAUAUUAGUGGAUCGAUUUAAGUACCAGAGGGAGAAGAGAAAACCAGCAGGAAGUCGAGAAAAUCCAGAGGACAGGAGUUUUCCUUCCCACCACAGAGACAGGAAGGAAGAGACUAGGUGGGCCACCAGGGUCCUAGAGAGUUCUCUUCAGUGACCGGCCCAACAGGUGUAGCUUCUGUACAUCAGUCAGCUUGACUGGAUCACUGGCCACAUCAAGGUGAAUGAGGUUAGAGAAUCAUGCAGCUCUUCAGACCUGCAUUUCCCUGCUGUAAAACAGUCACUUAACAUAUUGUUUAUUUACUUAUGAAAGCUGUACUUUUCUGAGGGUAGAUUGAUAUGUAAAGUGUGUAGAAUAUACACUGGCAAUAUUUAUGUAAACUGUUUUAUUUUCUGUCACUGGACUAGUCUUCACACUGAGUUUAAGCGCUUGAAAAUCUGAAAAUCGUGACGGUUUCACCAAACAAUCAGAACUUCAACGAUAUCUAGCUGUGGUGGUUAAAUCUAUUUUAUUUUUGUAUUCAAAUGGUUAAUGUCAUGUGUAUGUAGACAAUUCCAUCAUGAAACAAUGAGUAGCAAGCAUAGCAGUUCUGUAGUUAAAGUAAUUGCAGUAGACAGGAGGUUCUCACUACCAAUACACUCAGUAUGCUACUCUACUUUCAUUCCAUUAGUAUUUUUCAGUAUAUCUAUAAGUAGUUACAUAAGCAUUUUUCAAUUUUGCUGACUCUCAUAAACUUCAUUUCCUGUAAAUCUGAGUGGAGCAUGUGUUUUUUUUAUACUACAGUUCCUAGAAGAAUGUGCCCCAUGAACUAAAUCAUGGCCUUCAGAUAACCUACUUUUUGUCUGUGUACCUACAGAUGCUUUACAUGUGUGACAUAGUCAUUCCAUGUGUGCAUUCAUCUCCAGUGAAAUAUGUGGACAAAGUAACCAGGCUUAUUACUGGCUCUUGACCAACAAGUUGUGGUUGGACAUCUCACUGCACUAGAGGAGUUACCACUUAAAGAUGAACCCAGUGCAAAGACUGAGUGAUACUGUACAAUUUGUACUGAGAUAGAAUGUCUUUUUUUGAAGUUUAUAUUUCUGCUACGCAAUUAUCUUUAAACCAAAUAUAGUAGUAUGUAUACCUAACAUAACUGAUGAUCCUUUAUGAAAACACCAGUAGAAAAAUCAGACAAUCCAAUCCAACGCAUGUACCAAGUUGAGUUGAUCUUUUUUGACAAAUGUGUGGGUUUUGUUCAGUAUUUUAAUUGGCAUGAUUCUUACCGGUAAUCCAUGAACUGUGUUUGACUUCACAUUUUUCUUGCAAGCAUUUUCCCGAAAGGCCUGUUGGGAAUAAGUCUUGCACACUGUAUUAAUAAAAACCAUUUAUCCAUCCAUACAUACUCACAAUAAUUUGAUAAGUAUUUUAAUCCCUCCAUGCUGUAUUGUUUUAUUGUCUUUAAUCUGACCCUGUCCUUGAUCUUCAUCCAAAUCUAUUGUAUAGUAUUAUGUGGCUACCAGAAGACAAAAGUUACAGCUAAAGGAAUUUGUUAUCUUGCUUCCACUCCUUCACACAUGAAUAAUAUAACCACUACUCAUCCUUGAUUGCAUAUAGACUUGUUUAGGCUGUAGAACAUUUUUUUUAUAUUUUAAAUUCCCUAUACAUUUUUGUGAACUUUUGUAGUGUUAUGUUGUAUGCGCUAUUUGAUAUAUAUUUUGUAUCAAUUGUAUUUCCUUUUAAUAAAAGAUUAUUUAAUAAA
Messenger RNA from Salmo salar (Atlantic salmon), 4436 nucleotides. Its product is annotated as frizzled-6. Lineage: Eukaryota; Metazoa; Chordata; Actinopteri; Salmoniformes; Salmonidae. Gene Ontology annotation, biological process: non-canonical Wnt signaling pathway; canonical Wnt signaling pathway. Gene Ontology annotation, cellular component: plasma membrane. Gene Ontology annotation, molecular function: Wnt receptor activity; Wnt-protein binding. The record is from RefSeq and is a predicted model, not a curated record.